CUGAAUUUUUCUUUUAUUUUAAUUGAAUCUUUUCUGUUGACAAACACAAAUACUGUUAUUCCUUGGCCUUUCGGCACCAUUUCCCCAUAUAGUCAUGGCAUCACUUAUUUUCUCCCUGUUUGUCUCUGUUUUUCCAUCUGUUCUUUUUUCCCUUUUCCUGACUUCUUUUGGACUGAAAACAAAAACCAAGAAAUGCCUCAUUCCACUAACAAAGAACUGAUAUUUGGCAUCAUGGUAGGAACUGCUGGAAUCAGCUUGCUGCUAUUGUGGUACAACAAAGUCCGUAAACCCAGGCUAGCAGUGAAUUUACCGAAAUUUCUUUCUCUGGGUAAUACAUUUGAUUCGAUGACUUUGCAAGGUGAAAUGCAUAAUGACCAAGGAGCAGCAGGGAUUGUUCAAGAGAGGCAGCUUCAGAUACUGGAGAAGUUAAAUGAAUUACUGACAAAUAUGGAAGACCUCAAAGCGGAAAUCAGAUUUCUUAAAGAAACUAUUCCAAAGCUGGAGGAAUAUAUACAAGAUGAACUUGGAGGGAAAAUUACUGUUCAUAAGAUAAGUCCUCAGCACAGAGCUAGAAAAAGAAGGCUCCCCUCAGCCCAAAGCUCAGCAACAAGUAAUAGUUCCGAGGAAGCAGAAAGUGAAGGAGGGUAUAUUACAGCUAAUACUGACACAGAAGAACAGAGUUUUCCAGUCCCUAAGGCAUUUAACACAUAUGUAGAUGAAUUAAAUUUAGAUGUCCUUCUUCAGAAGGCAGAUCAUUUACGUGUGAGUGAGUCUGGCAAGUUGGAGAGCUUUGAACUGCUUUGUGACCACAAAGAAAAGUUUAAAGAUGAAAUAGAGUUUAUGUGGCGGUUGGCUCGGGCUUAUGGGGACAUGUGUGAGCUAUCUACAAAUACUCCAGAAAAGAAACAUUAUGCUAACAUUGGAAAAACUUUAAGUGAAAGAGCUAUUAAGAGAGCGCCCAUGAAUGGACAUUGUCAUCUGUGGUACGCAGUUUUGUGUGGCUAUGUAUCUGAGUUUGAGGGCUUACAAAACAAAGUCAACUGUGGACAUCUCUUCAAGGAACAUCUAGAUAUAGCAAUCAAACUUUUACCUGAAGAACCCUUACUGUAUUACCUCAAGGGGAGAUACUGUUAUACUGUCUCAAGACUGAGCUGGAUUGAGAAAAAAAUGGCUACUACUUUGUUUGGAAAAAUACCAUCUUCAACUGUACAAGAAGCUUUGCACAACUUCCUUAAGGCUGAAGAGCUACGCCCUGGCUAUUCUAAGCUCAAUUACAUGUACUUGGCAAAGUGUUAUACUGAUCUUGAGGAAAGAGAGAAUGCUUUCAAGUUCUGUAAUUUGGCAUCACUGCUUCCUUCUGUUACCAAAGAGGAUAAAGAGGCACAAAAAGAGGUGAAGAAAAUAAUCACUUCCUUGAAGAGGUAAAUAAAAGAACUUACUCUUCAACAAUUCAGAUGUGGUCUGCUAAAAUUUGAACUAAUCAAAGUUGUGUUUUUAUUAUCCUUUUUGGAUAUAAGGGUAAUGUGCUCAAGUCUGAAGGUAAAACCACGUUUCUGCAGAAUGCAUUCCACUAGUAGCACCAUAAAAUUAAUCAUGUUAUUUGGAGAAUCUGUUUACUAUAAUGUCAGUGCAUAAUGAUCUAUAAACAUGUAUGCUUUAUAUUUUUCUAUCAAUGAACUAUAGAUCUCAGAAUAUUUCUUUAAAUAAAAUAUUUAAAUCAAUUCAGUAAAAUGAACUCUCAUGAGUAUUUUACUGUUGAUUCAAUGGAGAUUUUAUAAAACAAUAGUUUCAUUAAUGUGGAUGAAAAAUGGAAAAGUGAACAAGUUGUUGGCAGAAGAGAAAAAAGAAUAAAUAUGCUGUAACUAGUGAUCAUAGAGAUGUGAAUAAAAUUACAAUAAAAUGCUGUUUUACCGUCAAA
This is a messenger RNA of Carlito syrichta (Philippine tarsier), 1918 nucleotides long. RefSeq names its product regulator of microtubule dynamics 2 (gene RMDN2). Gene Ontology annotation, cellular component: mitotic spindle pole; spindle microtubule; cytoplasm. The coding region runs from base 193 to 1425 and encodes 410 amino acids. Gene Ontology annotation, molecular function: microtubule binding. NCBI's taxonomy places the organism in Eukaryota, Metazoa, Chordata, Mammalia, Primates, Tarsiidae. The record is from RefSeq and is a predicted model, not a curated record. The transcript is spliced from 11 exons.